AAAUACCUAAGUAGAAAUCAUUAUAUGCUCAACCAAUAUCAAAUUAAGCUCUUUUAAGGGUUAUCAAGUCUUCCCCUUUAUAGCACACAACUACUAUCACAAAUACCAUUUAGAUUCUAUAUAUAUAUAUAGAUAUAUAGAUAUGGAGGGUGCAAAGGAACAAUUACAAGCUCCUACAUAUGGAGAUUUAAUCACCAUACUUAGCAUUGAUGGUGGUGGAAUAAGAGGGAUCAUCCCUGGAACCAUACUUGGUUUCUUAGAAUCUCAACUUCAGGAACUGGACGGUGAAGAUGCAAGACUAGCAGAUUACUUCGAUGUGAUAGCAGGGACCAGCACCGGCGGCUUGGUGACAGCCAUGCUAACUUGUCCGAACGAAAAGAAUCGACCAUUAUUUGCUGCCAAAGACAUUAAAGACUUUUACCUAACUAAUUGUCCUAACAUAUUUCCUCAACCAGGAUGUCCAUUGUUUUCUCGAACAACAAAAGUUAUCAAAGCUCUAUCGGGACCAAAAUAUGAUGGCAAGUUCUUACAUAACAUUGUUAAAGACAAGCUAGGAGAAACAAGGUUGCACCAGACAUUAACUAACGUUGUUAUCCCAACAUUUGAUAUCAAGCAUCUCCAGCCAGCCAUUUUUUCAAGCUAUCAGGUGAAGAAAAAACCUACUUUGGAUGCCUUGCUCACAGACAUAUGCAUAGCAACCUCAGCUGCACCAACAUAUCUCCCUGCCCAUUACUUUAAAAUCCAAACCGACAACGGGGACGUGAGAGAAUAUAACCUCAUUGAUGGUGGUGUGGCUGCAAAUAACCCGACUUUAGUGGCAAUGGGGGAAGUGAGCAAGGAGAUCAUUAAGGGAAACCCUGAUUUUUUUCCAACGAAACCCAUGGAUUAUGGGAAAUUUCUGGUUAUUUCAUUGGGGACUGGCUCUAAAAAAGACGAAAAGAGAUACAAUGCUAAACAGUCGGCGAAAUGGGGUAUGUUAGGGUGGCUAACCAGCGGUGGUUCGACGCCGUUGGUGGAUGUAUUUACUCAAGCUAGUGGAGACAUGGUAGACCUUCACCUUUCUGUAGUAUUUGAAGCUCUUCACUCAGAUAAAUACCUUCGUAUCCAGGAUGACGGAUUAUCUGGGGAUGUAUCAUCUGUUGACAUAGCGACUGCGAAUAAUUUGAAUGAACUGGUGAAAGUCGGUGAGGGACUGUUGAAGAAGCAAGUUUCUAGGGUUAAUUUGGAAACCGGCAUUUUUGAGCCUUUCAAAGAAGAAACUAAUGAAGAAGCCCUUAAAAGGUUUGCGAAACUACUGUCCCAAGAGAGACACCGUCGGCAUCUUAGGUCACCCCAAGGGAAGGCUGAAGCACAAAAAUAUGAAGUUGAAAUUAAAAUUUAGUGGUUUCUCUAUAUUGUAAGCACAAAUAAUUCCAUGAUUUAAUAAAAAUCCCGAAUGGGAUGAUGUUUUGUAAUUCAUUGCUGUUGGAACUUUAUUGAUUUUCUUUGGAUUGAAUGUAUUGCAACAAGAAUAAUAACAUUUCAAUGUGCUAA
This is a messenger RNA of Gossypium arboreum, 1533 nucleotides long. Its product is annotated as patatin-like protein 2. Bases 143 to 1381 code for a protein of 412 amino acids. NCBI's taxonomy places the organism in Eukaryota, Viridiplantae, Streptophyta, Magnoliopsida, Malvales, Malvaceae. The transcript has 7 exons. Gene Ontology annotation, biological process: lipid metabolic process. Gene Ontology annotation, molecular function: monoacylglycerol lipase activity; glycerophospholipase activity. The record is from RefSeq and is a predicted model, not a curated record.